Messenger RNA from Cololabis saira (Pacific saury), 2526 nucleotides. It is a transcript of the gene slc2a13a, whose product is annotated as proton myo-inositol cotransporter. Gene Ontology annotation, molecular function: myo-inositol:proton symporter activity. Gene Ontology annotation, biological process: transmembrane transport. Lineage: Eukaryota; Metazoa; Chordata; Actinopteri; Beloniformes; Belonidae. The record is from RefSeq and is a predicted model, not a curated record. Gene Ontology annotation, cellular component: membrane. The transcript is spliced from 10 exons. The coding region runs from base 221 to 2182 and encodes 653 amino acids.
CCACCGCGAUGCUGCGCGGAAAACAACUUUACCCAGCCGCCCUUUAAAGUGUGUUGUGGUUGUCCACGUGGCUCCAACUCAAGGCGGAGGGGGGGUCAUCUUUGUGAAGUGGUGGAGGCUCUUUUUUGUUUCUUUUUUCUUUUUUCCUUUUUUUUUCUUUAUUCCUAAAGAAAGCAUCAAGUGCAACUCAGCCGCCCGGUUUCUGUGUUGUAUUUCCCAUAUGUCGCGAAAGCAGGUGGAGCAUGACUACAGCCUCCGUAAUAUGAGUAGCCUGAUGGGCGAGCGCUGGAGGAGAGUGCAGGACGGAGGAGAGCGGAGCCUGAUCGCGGCUCCGUCCAGCUCCAGCUCCAGCAUCAGCCCGCCGGCGGCUGCACCAGCAGCAGCACCCUCCUCCUCCACCUCCAACACCUCCACCUCCACCGGGGACCUGGAGCGGGCUGCCCGCAAGCAGUUCCAGCAGGAUGUGACCCCCGGGUUCGUGUACGUGCUGGCCGUGCUGUCCGCCCUGGGGGGGUUCGUGUGCGGCUACGACAGCGGGGUGAUGUCCGGGGCGAUGCUGCUGCUGAAGCGGGAGCUGCAGCUCAGCGCGCUGUGGCAGGAGCUGCUCAUCUCCAGCACGGUGGCGGCGGCCGCGCUGGCCGCCCCGCUGGGCGGCGUCCUCAACGGGCUGUUCGGCCGCAGGGCGUGCAUCCUGCUGGCCAGCUGCCUCUUCAGCCUCGGCGGGGUCGUGCUGGGCUCCGCGCCCGGAAAAGAGGCGCUGCUGGCGGGGAGGCUGGUCGUCGGAGCGGGGCUGGGUAUUGCCUCCAUGACGGUGCCCGUGUACAUCGCCGAGGCCUCUCCGCCCCACCUCAGGGGUCAGCUAGUGACCGUUAACACGCUCUUCAUCACCGGCGGACAGCUGACCGCCAGCCUCGUCGAUGGCGCCUUCAGCUAUCUGCAGCAUGACGGAUGGAGGUACAUGUUGGGUCUCUCAGUGCUUCCCGCUGUGCUCCAGUUCCUGGGGUUCCUCUUCCUGCCGGAGAGCCCUCGCUGGUUGAUCCAGCACGGGCUGACCCAGAAGGCCCGGCGCGUGCUCAGCCAGAUCCGAGGCAACCAGAACAUCGACGAGGAGUACGACAGCAUCAAAAACAGCAUCGAGGAAGAGGAGAAGGACAGCGGAGGAGAGGGCCCUGUGAUCUGGCGGAUGCUGACCUACCCCCCGACUCGGCGAGCUCUCCUGGUGGGCUGCGGUCUUCAGAUGUUCCAGCAGCUGUCGGGAAUCAACACAGUCAUGUACUACAGCGCCACCAUCCUGCAGAUGUCGGGAGUGCGGGACAACAGGAUGGCGAUCUGGCUGGCGGGACUCGCCGCACUCACCAACUUCCUGUUCACCCUCCUGGGUGUGUGGCUGGUGGAAAGGGUGGGGCGUCGGAAGCUCACGCUGGGCAGUAUCCUGGGUACGUGUCUGAGUUUGAGCCUGUUGGCCGUGGGUUUUCUGAUGUCGGCCCAGCACAGUCCUCCUGUCACCUACCAUCCCUUGGACCCGGUCAUAACCAACUCUACAUGCUCCAAAUACCAGCUGUGCGAGCCGUGCAUGCUGGAUCCCGGCUGUGGGUUCUGUUACCGUGAGAACGGCUCCACACUCCUCGCCUCCUCCUGUGUGCCAGUCAAUAAGGCUUCUGCUGAGCACGCGGCGUGGGGCAGAUGUUCCAACUCCACCCUGAUGAAAGACCAGGUCCACUGGGCCUACAACUACUGCCCCACCUCCUACUCCUGGCUGGUUCUGCUGGGUUUGGUGCUCUACCUGGCUGCUUUUGCUCCAGGUAUGGGUCCGAUGCCGUGGACCAUCAACUCUGAGAUCUACCCUCUGUGGGCGCGCAGCACGGGGAACGCCUGCGCCGCCGGAGUCAACUGGAGCUUCAACGUCUUGGUGUCUCUCACCUUCCUCCACCUGGCUCAGUUCCUCACCUACUACGGAGCUUUCUUCCUCUACUCCAGCCAGGCCUUGCUGGGUUUUGCCUUCAUCUACGGAUGCCUGCCAGAAACAAAAGGCCGGCGUCUGGAGGAGAUCGAGGCGCUGUUCGAAAACCAGCUCUGCUCUUGCGGCGCUACCGACUCAGACGAGGGACGGCAAGUGGAGUACAUUCGCGUCAAAGGCUCAAAUUACCACUUGUCGGACAACGACGCAUCAGACGUGGAGUAGGAAGAGUUCACGCGUUGAUGACCGCACUCUGGAUGUUUCCUUCAUAUCAGUGAUUAUUGAAACACGCAGGGUACCUGGGUGUGUUUUUCAUCUCAUGUUGUGAUGUUACCCUCACUGUGAGGUUGAGAAUUCAGUAAUAUCACAUUUGCACACUUUCCAGUCAUUCAGUUCAGGAAACUCAGAUAAUGUCUGAUAAUUUAGCAGGAGAACACAUUUAUUAUUCCCAAUGAAUUCCCUGCAUCAAGGGUGGCCUGGUCCGUUGCUGCGUCCUACUGUGUUGACCCGAAACAGGUGAAGUAUGAAUAUCUGAAGGUCCAGUAUUUUUUCAAAUCCACCAGAGAACU